UGUUCAAACUUCGAAUGAAUUAUUAAAUUAAAAAUGGUGGCUGUAAGUUAAAGAAUUGAAAACGAAAUUGAAUAUAUUUUGAAGGAAACAAUAAAGGUAACAGGAAUGAUUGCGUAAAAAUAUAACAGAAUGUCGACUCCAGUGUCGAAUCGCAAAUAUGGUGCGCAAAAAAUUCGACUUACAAUUCUGUGUGCCAGAAACCUAGUACGGAGAGAUUUAUUUCGUCUGCCAGAUCCAUUUGCCAAAAUAUCUGUAGAUGGAAGUGGCCAAGUAUAUUCUACAAAUGCAGUAAAAGCAACAUUAGAUCCAAAAUGGAAUACUCAUUAUGACUUGUAUUUAACUAAAGGAGAUGGCAUUACUAUCAGCAUAUGGAAUCAAAGAAAAGUUCACAAGAGACAAGGCUCUGGUUUCCUAGGUUGUGUUCGUAUUCAAUCAUCUACUGUGCACAAAUUAAAAGAUACAGGAUAUCAAUGCCUAGAACUCUGUGAAGAUAAUUCAGGAGAAGCGUGUGGUGUGAAAGGACAAGUAAUUGUGUCAUUAUUAUCAAGAGAUGGAGCGAGAGGUGAACCUGCCUCAGCUGCAGGCGAGGGUUCACCUUUGGCUGUUGUGGGGCCAGCAGGAGAAGUGAGGGCCCCAAGAGAGCCACCCGUAAAUAAUAGCACUAAUUUACCAUUGCCCCAGCACUGGGAGGAAAGGUUUACAUCUAGUGGGAGGCCAUAUUAUGUGAACCACGCCCUCCGUCGCACACAAUGGGAACGGCCAAGCCCAGAGCCUACAACAAGCCCACAACCAUCUCCUCCUCCAACAUCACCAUCUCCUGCUCCUAUAAGCCCUUCAUCACCAGUCACAACUUCCUCACCUGUAUCACCAUCAUCUCCAAUUUCAGAGACUGAUGUUAGCCAUGGAAACUCCAUAUCUUUGUGCCCUGAGCCGCAGCCGCAAACAGCGGUGCGGUCGCGCGCGAUAGCGCCGACGUCGUCACCUCCCGCCGUUGCUAGUCCUACGCCUGCGCCCGUUGCGGCCACUGACCUGCCGCCUGGCUAUGAGAUGCGCACGACGGCGCAAGGGCAGGUGUACUUCUACAACAGCAUGACGGGCGCGUCGACGUGGCACGACCCGCGCGUGCCGCAGCACCUGCGCCACUGCGCCGCGGCCGCCGGCCCGCUGCCGCCCGGCUGGGAGAUGCGGCACGCGCCCUCCGGCCGCCCCUACUUCGUCGACCACAACAACCGCACCACGCAGUUCACUGACCCCCGCCUCGCGCUCUCCGCCCGCCUGACACCGCCUCUAGAAACGAACCAAACCCCCAACGCACCUGUGACCGGACCGCCACCUGCGAGUGCUGCAAACGAACCAGUCGAUUCGGACGCUCUACCGAAAUAUAAGCGAGAUCUCGCUGCCAAGGCAAGAGUGUUGCGAGCUGAACUGCAAGCAUUACAACCGCAGACUGGACACUGUCGAAUUGAGGUUUCACGUAACGAAGUGCUAGAAGAAUCGUACCGUCUCGUCAUGAAACUGCGCGGCAAGGAGUUACGAAAACGAUUGCUCGUCAAGUUCCGAGGGGAAGAGGGAUUGGACUAUGGCGGUGUUGCCAGAGAAUGGUUGCAUUUACUUGGACGGGAACUGUUUAACCCACAGUAUGGGUUAUUCCAAUACGCUAAUGCUGGUGAUGAUCGAUAUGCGCUUCAGAUUAACGCUGAUUCUGGGGUGAACCCAGAGCACUUGUCAUACUUCCAUUUUGCGGGUCGUAUUUUAGGCGUGGCUUUAUUCCACGGGCACCAGUUAGACGCCGCCUUCACUGCGCCCUUUUAUAAACAGCUAUUGGGACGACCCAUUACAUUGAGAGAUAUUCGAGAUGUAGACCCGGAAUUACACCGCUCACUUUCUUGGAUGUUAGAAAAUAGCAUAGCUGGUGUAAUCGACACAACGUUUGCUGUAGAAUGUUCUUCGUUUGGAGCAGUACGUAGCGUCGAGCUUAGGCCCGGCGGCACGAACGAACCGGUUACAGAUAACAAUAAACGGGACUACGUACGUCUGUAUGUUGCGCACCGUUUCACACGGGGCGCAGAACGACAGUGGCUAGCGCUACAAAGAGGUCUAGCUGACAUCAUUCCUCCGCAAUUACUCAGGCCACUCUCACCGAGAGACCUCCAACCGCUCCUGGCUGGCCGAGCCGAUCUCGACCCGGCCGAUUGGAAGCGACACACCCGCCUCAAACACGUGAACCCGGACGCGCCGAUCGUCAACUGGUUCUGGGAAAUUGUCGAAGAAUUUGAUGCGGAAAUGCGCGCGAGACUCCUUCAGUUUGUUACCGGCUCUCGGCGAGUGCCGCUCGCCGGCUUCAGAGCCCUGCAAGGCUCGACGGGCGCGGCCGCUCCCCGCCUGUUCACGCUCCACCUCGUGGCGGACGCCUCGCCAGACUCGCUGCCUAAAGCGCACACGUGCUUCAACCGUCUCGAUCUUCCCCCGUAUCCUACUAAAGAAAAACUACAUGAUAAGCUUAAACAGGCCGUUCUCGAAACCGCUGGAUUCGCCGUUGAAUGAUAUAGAUACUUAUAUGCAAGUCUAUCUUAAGUAUCUAAAUAUGUAUAUGCGCAAUGAUUUUUUUUCUUUCAAUUAGCGUGAGACUGACAGGUUAGGGAUUGUUAAAACAUGACAGAAAUGAUUUUACGAAAUUGACAGAAAUGUUGUGUUCUCAAAUUGGAAUUACCUUCUUUUGUGAUACUGUAUUAUUUAUCUGUGACGGUACAAAUAUGUAUAAUGAUUGUUUUAUUGUUUUAAAGUUUUUACCAAUGGUUGAUGAUAGCAAAAGUAUUUGAGCUCUUCCAAUUAGUUACAUAAAAUUUGUAUAUAAAAUCAGUCUUUAAAUAUGUUUCGAGACAAUGAAGGUGUAGGAUAGUAUUAAUUAUUAUUUGCAAUUUUUGCAUAAUACAUUUUAUUCGCUCUUAUAAUAUCCCAACACAUUACAACAGUAUAUUAUUGCACAAUAUAUAAUAUUUUACACAUGCUCAAAUAAGUAUACAUAAUUACAUACAAUUGACAUAGUUUUAAGAUUCGAAUUUUCCCCUUAAUUUUAAGAUAUAAUUUAGGUUUUAUUUAUGGAUAGUUAACCGAAUUAACACGAAAAUAUAUAACAUAUUCAUAGUUGAAGUUCAACAUAAUAAUUCUAACUAAUGUUAAAGUAAUCUAGCAUUAUAAUUAUCUCAAUGCAUUAGAAAAUAUAAAAUUAUGUAUAUGUCAAAUCAAUUGCGCCUGGUCUUGAAUUUAGUUAAUAAAUAUUUAAUAAAUCUAACACUAAAACGCAAUUUACACACAAUUUGUUUAAAAAAAUUGAAGAAAUUGGUACCGUUUUAAUAUUUACUAUUCCAUUUCAUUUUAUGAAAAAAAUGUGCUUAUGGAAUAUAAAUAUUUUGUGAUGUCUGUGUUACCUUGGCAAUAAAUAAUAUAAACCAUCUAAAAUAUUAGCCGAGAUUUUAAGAUUUCAAUUAUUAAUUUAGCCAUUUCUAUAUAUUUAGUUGUAUUAUAUCUUGUAAAAAAUGUUUAUUGUUCAGUACAAAGCAGACCAGCAAUAUGAUGUUAAAAGAAUUAGAAUGAGAUGAAAAAAUAUAUGUGCUUCAGGUGCCUUACAUUACAUUCAGUAUAUUAUUAUGGUUAUUUGUAUAUUUUAUUGAAAAGUAUGAUUUGUAUUGUAAUAUUCCAGUAAAUAAAUCAAACAAUUUAUUAAUGAAGAAUGAAUGUUAAUUGUAAGAUACAAUGCUUUUAAUACAAUAUUUAUAACAAGGAUGAGUGCCUUUUAUGUGUAAAAUAAAGAUGAUAAUGUAAUGUUAAGUAGUGUUGUAUGACUGUUAGUGAUAUGAAAUAUUAUUUAAUAGCUAGUAUGAUGGUAGCAUAAAGGAAAAUAUAAUAUUUUUGCACAAUAA
This is a messenger RNA of Zerene cesonia (dogface butterfly), 3920 nucleotides long. It is a transcript of the gene Smurf, whose product is annotated as E3 ubiquitin-protein ligase SMURF2. Bases 130 to 2544 code for a protein of 804 amino acids. Gene Ontology annotation, molecular function: ubiquitin protein ligase activity; protein binding. Gene Ontology annotation, biological process: negative regulation of BMP signaling pathway; ubiquitin-dependent protein catabolic process. The record is from RefSeq and is a predicted model, not a curated record. Lineage: Eukaryota; Metazoa; Arthropoda; Insecta; Lepidoptera; Pieridae. The transcript has 12 exons.